Arachis duranensis is the source of this 1879-nucleotide messenger RNA. RefSeq names its product auxin transporter-like protein 3. The transcript has 7 exons. Gene Ontology annotation, cellular component: plasma membrane. The record is from RefSeq and is a predicted model, not a curated record. The coding region runs from base 120 to 1535 and encodes 471 amino acids. Lineage: Eukaryota; Viridiplantae; Streptophyta; Magnoliopsida; Fabales; Fabaceae.
AACUAGCAAUGUGUUAAAUUAAAAAAACAAACAAACCAUAUAUCUAUCUAUCUUUCUUUAUAUAUACUCAACUAGUCCCUUCUUGUAGUCCUAUCCUCCCUUUCUCUCACCCUUCAACAAUGGCUUCCGAGAAGGUUGAGACAGUUGUUGCUGGGAAUUACUUAGAAAUGGAGAGAGAAGAGGAAGAUUCAAAAUCUGCUGCUAGCAAACUUUCUAGCCUCAUCUGGCAUGGUGGUUCUGUCUAUGAUGCAUGGUUUAGCUGUGCUUCUAAUCAGGUUGCACAAGUGCUAUUAACACUGCCAUAUUCAUUUUCACAACUUGGGAUGGUGUCUGGGAUUAUAUUUCAGCUUUUUUAUGGACUCAUGGGAAGUUGGACCGCAUACCUCAUAAGUGUUCUUUAUGUUGAGUAUAGAACAAGAAAGGAGAGGGAAAAGGUUGAUUUUAGAAACCAUGUAAUUCAGUGGUUUGAAGUUCUUGAUGGACUUUUAGGCAAACACUGGAGGAAUCUUGGUCUCUUUUUCAACUGUACUUUCCUUCUCUUUGGAUCUGUUAUUCAACUAAUUGCUUGUGCAAGUAACAUAUAUUACAUAAACGACAAUCUGGACAAGAGAACCUGGACAUACAUAUUUGGAGCAUGCUGUGCAACAACAGUGUUCAUACCAUCUUUCCACAAUUAUAGGAUAUGGUCAUUCUUGGGUUUGUUAAUGACUACUUACACAGCAUGGUACAUGACCAUAGCUUCCCUUAUGCACGGCCAGGUUGAAGGGGUGAAGCACUCAGGGCCAACCAAGUUGGUUCUCUAUUUCACCGGUGCUACAAACAUUCUCUACACUUUUGGUGGACAUGCUGUUACAGUGGAAAUCAUGCAUGCAAUGUGGAAGCCACAGAAGUUUAAGAUGAUAUAUCUGAUAGCAACAUUGUAUGUGUUGACACUAACAUUGCCAUCAGCUUCAGCAGUGUAUUGGGCAUUUGGAGAUCUGCUUCUAACACAUGCCAAUGCACUCUCAUUGCUCCCAAGAACAGGGUUCAGGGACACAGCCGUAAUUUUGAUGCUGAUUCACCAGUUCAUAACAUUUGGGUUUGCAUGCACCCCACUAUACUUUGUGUGGGAGAAAUUCAUUGGUGUUCAUGAGACGAAGAGCUUGUUCAAGAGAGCAUUGGCCAGGCUUCCUGUGGUCGUACCAAUUUGGUUCCUUGCAAUCAUAUUCCCCUUCUUUGGUCCCAUCAAUUCAACCGUUGGAUCUCUCUUGGUCAGCUUCACUGUUUACAUCAUCCCUGCCUUGGCUCACAUGAUCACUUUCGCUCCCGCCCCUGCUAGAGAGAAUGCUGUGGAGAGACCACCAUCAAUGUUAGGAGGUUGGGUAGGAUUGUACUCCAUGAAUGUGUUUGUGGUGGUAUGGGUUUUGGUGGUAGGGUUUGGGUUGGGAGGAUGGGCAAGUAUGCUUAAUUUCAUUCACCAAAUCAACACUUUCGGACUCUUUGCAAAGUGCUAUCAAUGUCCCCCUCACAACAAGCCUUCAAUUAAAUUAAAUUAAAUUAAGUUCCUAAUUUUCCCAAUUUCUACUUAUAUUUUGAGAUCGCCAUACAUGUGUGUAAAGAGAUUGCCAUUUGUAUUUUUUUUUUAAUUUUACUUUUCUCUUCUUUUUUUCAUUUUUUUAUUUUACUACUAGCUACUAUAUUAAGCUAAUUGGUGUUAAUUGUGUCAACUAAAAAAGGGAGUGAUGGCAAUCAUGGCCACCCCCUAUUAUUAUUAUUAUUAUUAUUAUUAUUAUUAUUAUUAUUAUACGAAAUCAGAUUUAGAAUUUCGUGUGGGGGUUAAUCAUUAUUUCAUGUUGUGAUAAUUUAGAUCUUUAUAUUAUCCAAAAUAUACUACUCAUAA